Adineta steineri is the source of this 4671-nucleotide messenger RNA. The record is from the annotation of a GenBank genome assembly. NCBI's taxonomy places the organism in Eukaryota, Metazoa, Rotifera, Eurotatoria, Adinetida, Adinetidae.
AUGUUUCUUAAUUCAAUGUCUGAACCAGAUAAAACAGAUGGUAAAAAUACUUCCGAUCUUGAAGAUACAGUUCGGAAUCUUCGAGAAGAAAAUGCUAAACUUCUACAAUUACUUCGUUCUCAAGGACUUUUACUUGAUUCACCAAUAAAUCAAAAUGGAAAAUCUAAUGAAUCAUCAAAUCAACAACAGCAACAACAACAAGAUUCAACAAAUAUUAUAUUUGAUCAUUCCGAUUUAACUCUAACCAAUAAUUCAAUAACAACAACAAAUCAAAUCAAUCAUCAACAUACACAUAAUCAUGGACCUACAAAUCAACAAAAUUAUAAUGAACAAACUAUACAUGGUAAUCAAUCGAAUAUCACACCUAAUUUUAAUACAGUUAUUCAAACAACAACACAACCAUUUGUACAAAAUAAUUCCAAUACACUUGUACAAAAUAAUACAAAUUUAAUUCAACCAAUUAAUUUAGUCAAUUUUAAUAAUGUUAGUUUAGAUUCUAUACAAUCAUUUUUUGCUUCACAAAAUAGUGUUGUUUAUUUACCUCAAUCAUCAUCAUCGACAACAACAACAACAACGACGACGACAACGACAACAACAACGUUAUCAUCAUCAUCAUCUUCAACGAGUUCAAAUAUGAAUGAUUUAACAACUGAACAACAUCAGAUAUCAAUAAGACCAAAAUCAUCAUUAAUACAUCAAAAUCAAGAAUUAGUACCUGUUAUACCAAAAAUAAAAACUGAACAAUAUGAAAAUAUGACAAGACAGUCGUCAUUAUCAACAAAUAAUGAUACAACAAAUUUACUUGAUAAUGAUUCAAAUCAAAAAUAUCCAAGACCAAUUCGUCCGAGACCAUCAUCAAGAACGAAUUCAUCACGAGUUUACAAUUCAGUUGUUACCAGCGAAAGUAUAUCAUCAACAACGAAUACUCUUCGACCAUCAUCACCAUUUAUUAAUACAAAUUCUCCAACAAUUUCUUUAUUUUCUUCACCUACAUAUUCAUCUUCACCAUCAACAGCAAAUUAUUUAUCACAAUCAUCAUCAAUUGAUCAUCAGAUAGAUAUUCCUACACAACUAAUGCAUUCAAAAUCAUCAGAUUUAUCAGUUCCAUCUACAAAUAAUAUUUUAACAUCAUCAUCAAGUAUAACUAUAAAUAAAAAAUCAAAUAAAAAUCGUCUACGCAAUCGUAAAAAAACAUCUACAUCAUCUUCAUCAACAACCAGUUCACCACUUAUUCCUUCUGUUGUUGCUAAUCCCACUCGACCAUUAGUACCUACUCUAUCUAAUACUCAACGUACUGUGACUUCAAAUAAUCCUAUAGCAAAACGAUCAACAACAAAUAAAAAACCAACAAAACGAAAUCCUAAAACAUUAACACAAAAUCAUAGUGAAAAUGUUUCACAAAUAAAUCUUUCUUCACCACCGAAUAUAUUUACUGAAUCUAUAAAUGGUUUAUUAGAAAAUUUUGAUCCAGAAUUAAUUGCAUCGAAUUUUCUUUCACAAACAACAACUAGUAAUCUUCUAUGUAAUGAAAAUUCUUCUAAUCGUGCAUUAGAAAAAAUUGAUUUACGACAUCUUGUUAAUGGUGCAAUACAACAUCAAGAACCUUCAUUUCAAUCAACAACAACAGCAACAACAUCAUCAAUGCCAACACUUGAUGAAUUUAAUGAUCGACUUGAAAAUGAAAUACAUGAUUAUAAUGAACAUAUAACAUCAUUUAUGAGUGAAGAAGAUAUGAGACUUGUUGAAAUGAAUUUUGAUGAAAAUACAUUUUUAAAACAAUUUGAUUUAGAAGAUGCUGGAAUUAAAUUAAGUGUUCAUACAGAUCAAAAUCUUUUUGCAAAUAUUUUAACAGGUAAUAAUACUGAACAAUCAACAACACAUCAAAAUUCAUCAUCAUCAUCAUCAUUACCACCUCCUUCGGCAUAUCCAGGUUCAUCAUUAAUCAAUAAUAAUGUUUUUACAACUGUUGUUCCACUCGGGUUACAACACCAACAAACAUUACAAACAAAUACACUGAUUAAUAAUAAAAAUAAGAAUACCGAUAAUAAUAAUACGACAACAAUAACACCAAUCACAACAACAGCGAUUUUAUUACCAGAAGAAGGAGUUCAAUUGACUGCUCGUCAUAUUGAACCAAGUCAAGUAGCAACUUAUGAAUCUGCAAAAUAUCAAGAUAUUCUCGAUGAUUUAGUUAUGGUAACUGAUCAAGAUGCAUUACGUCAUGCUCAAGCAGCUGCUGAAGAUGAUCCAUCUAUUAUAUCAACUGAUUUUUCAUUUGCAUUACUUGAAGCAACUAAUGAAAUAAUAAAAAAUACAAAUUUACAAAUUGUUCAAGAACAAACAUCAUCAUCAACAACAACAUUUAAUGAAUUACAAUAUUUUUAUCCUAUUGCACAAGCACAAGAAUUAGGAAAUUGUCAAGAAAAACAAUCAGAUAUAAUUUCUAAUCAACAACCAAUUGUUAUCUUAGAAAAGUUACAAUCACAAAUCUUAACAUCAACAAAUUUAAAUAAUAAUAAUCUUUUGGAUAAUUCUGUAAUAAAUACAUCUAUAACUGAUUUAUCAUCAUUAUUACAAUUUGAAACAAUAGAUUCGCCACUUUGUCAAGAUAUAUUAAUAAAUCCAUUACGUUCAAAUAAAAAAUCUAUUAAUGAUAAUCAUCCAAUUGAUUUUGAUUCACUUUUACCACCCUUAAAAUCACCAAAUUGUUAUUCAACAACUGUCUCAGAUAUAUUACCAUUAUCAUCAAAAGAUAAUUCGAAAACUUCUACUAUUUCUCAACCUACGUCAUCCUUACCAUCGAAAACAUCUGAGAAAGAAUUGAUAAUCGAUUCAGGUUGUUUAAAUCAAUUAAAUCAUGACAAAACAACAUCAGUUAGUUAUGAUGCUAAUGAUAUUGAAGAUUUAUUACGAGAUACAAUAAAAACUGAUCAAUAUGAAAUAAUAGAAAAUCAAGGUCAAACAUUUAUUAAAACUGAUCUUGUUAUUGAUAAUGUAGAUCAAUUAAUUGAACAAAUUGAACCAUCAAUAACAAAAAUAAAUUCGAGAGUAUUUGCACAUACAUUUUAUCGUUAUCAACAAAAAUAUCAUUUAAAUCUUCAACAUAAACAUAAUAUACAGUUAAAACAAUCCUAUGAACAGUCAUUAAUUAUUUCACCAGUUAAAUUAAAACUUAAUUCAAUUUGUAAAGAUAAACCUUCAUCAUCAUCAUCACAAGAUAGUGAACGUCCAUCAUUAAAAAUAAAAAUACGUACAAGAUUACCAACAAGUAUAUCUUCAGAUGAGAAUAAAAAAAUUAAAAAGAAAAAAUCUCAUCAUCAUCACCAUCAUUAUCAUCAACAGAAAAAGAAAAAAACUCAUACAGAUCAAUCAGAAACUGAAUCUGCUGGUUUAACACGUUUUGAACAACCUCUAGCUCAAUUAUAUCAUCAACAAUCUCCUCCGAUAUCAAUUGAAACUCAUUUGAAAAAUGAAACUCAUUCUCUAUCUCCAAUACAAAAUGAAUCUCAACCAACAACAACAACAACAACAACUCUUCAUUCAGGUUUUAUUAUUGAUGAACAAGUAUCUCCAUCUAGUAUUACAUCUAUUGAACAAAGACAAAGUUCACCACCAUUAUUAUUAGAUAAUCAAAAUACAGAUGAUAAAUUAAAAUUAAAUUAUUCACAUUUAUUUAAUUAUGAUAAUAAUCAUGAUCAUCAAAAUAAUAAUACAUUCAUAACACCACCACCGGAAAUUGAUCUAAAUCCUCAACAAAGAACAAAUUCUUAUGACAGUUUUUGUCAAUUUUCGAAUAAUUCAAAUAAUAAAAAGAAACGUCGCAAUCAAAGAAAUUCAAGUGUAACAAGUAGUUCAAGUAGUAAAUCAUUACCAAAUGUAGAUUAUGCUAUUGAUACAGAAGCACUUGAACCUGUAUCACCAACACCAUUAUCAACAUCAAAACAGAAACAAAAUUCAUCAACAACGGAUUAUAAUGAUAUAUCACCACCAUAUUUUGAACAUCAACAACAAAAACAAUCGAAAGAUCAUCAUUCUAAAAAAUCUUCAGCUCAUUCAUCAAAUCGAUCAUCUAGAACAGCAGCAGCAGCAGCAUCAUCAUCAUCACAGUUUUAUCAACAAUCACGUUCAUUAUCAAAUCAUAAUUAUAGAACAUCUCAAGAACCACCAUUAUUACCACCUAUAUUACCUCCGCCUCAUCCACCAAUACAUCUUGAUCCAUAUGCACAAUCUUAUCAUCAUUUUGCUCCAAGAACAGCACCACCUCCACCUCCACCUUUUUUUAAUUUUCCAUUUCCACAUCCAUUUCUCAAUUCACAUACAACAGCACCACCACAUUUUCAUCAUCAUUCAAUGAAAUAUCAUCAUCCACAUCCUCAUUCUCAUCAUCAUCAUCAAUCUCAUGCAUAUCCUACACAUCAACAACCAUAUUCUUAUCAUCCACAUUUGCAACGACAUCAACAAUAUAAUACUUCCAAUUAUAUGUGUAAGCUAAUAGUUUUAUUAAAUUUUUAUGAUAAAGUAAAACAAAACACUUCAGGCCAUUAUGAACAUAAUAAUAAAAUGAAUACUUAUAUAAUACUUGAUGUUUGUGAUCAUAUAAACGUUAAUGAAAAGGAUGAUGGAGAAACUAUCAAAAAUUCAAUUAAAAUGUAUAUUUAUUCGAAACCAUAG